This is a messenger RNA of Durusdinium trenchii, 3775 nucleotides long. The record is from the annotation of a GenBank genome assembly. Lineage: Eukaryota; Dinophyceae; Suessiales; Symbiodiniaceae.
AGUACGAAACUCAAGUUAUGAGUGAUGUGUUGCCAUGUUUGAGCCGCGGAAGUAUGCCGAGUGGCUUCACAGCGAAGUCUUCCAACCUGUCAUCGUGGUGAUUGGCACUGCGCAAGCAAAAACUCGUGUCAAAGAGGUGAAUGGCCUGUCUUUGGCUGAACUUUUUGCUCCGUUCGGUGGACAUUCUCAAUACGGAAUCUCUGUGUCAGUCCAAUCUUUGGAGCGGCAGAUCACCAUCGACAACCUCCGAGUUCAUUUCACAGAUGCAGACGCGGCUCUGCAGCUCAGUGCACUCCAAGCUGAUCAGCUAGCUGCUUGGACCGUGGAGUCCAGCGCGCUUGAAAACGCUUCACGCCAAAAGGCUUUAGAACCACCCAGCCCUUGGUAUGAGCAAUGGCGCAGUGCCUUGUUUAGAUCUUUGCGUUGGUCAGACCACGAAGGCUUAGAUCAACCUACAGCAGCAAUGCUAGUGGUCAUGUCCAAAGAAGCAGAACCUGCCAUGCUUUUGGAGCAACUGCUGCAUGCUUCCAACAUGCCGCCACUAUGUACUCAGGGAAUUCUGGAUCCCGUCCCAUCAAGAGUUGCAGUUCUUUUGCACGACGUCUCUGAUCCAGAAAGUCCAAAUGAAGAUGAACUCACCCAGAAACUGACAGAUCUCAAGACUCGCUUUGCUCCGAAUCAAGUCUAUGUACUGCAGAUCAACCGUGGUUCCGCCGAAGUGGAGCCAGAGAUAGAGGAGCUUUUUCGAAACUUUUCUUCCAACCGUCAUGCGCCUCCACCGCCACCCGCUCCAAAUGAGGGCGCGGCCUGCGCCGCGUCUCCAGGAAGCAGACUGUCUUCAGAUGACGUGAAGUCCGUGGCGCAGGUUGUUGCGGAAGUCGUCGUGAGGAGUGCCGUGCCGUGGAUGGAGAAGCAACUGCAGCAGCUGGAGGCGCAGAUCUCUCAGACUCGCAAGGGCUUCCGAAAUCAACUGAAGUACCUUUGGCGAAAGCCUCGUGAAGCCAAUGAACGAGGGGAAGUUGUGCAGGAGGAUUCUGGAGCUUACCCAUUGCACUCUGUGGAAGGGCAGAUGAGGUUGGCGGGAGAUAUAUCCUUCCAUCUGAGAGACUACGAGGUUGCACUUGGCUACUAUCGCAAUGUUGUCAGUGACUUCAAGCAGGACCGGAGUUGGAAGCACGCUGCUGGAGCUUACGAGAUGUGGGGCCUUUGCACCUAUAUCACCAACGGAGCCAGAAGUGAGCGGAAUCGCUGCAUGGAAAGUGCCUAUGAACAUUAUUUGCAAGCAUCCUCCAGCAGAUUGGCGAUGCGAGCGGUGGUCCUGCACCAGGCCAUGGUCUCGGAUCUCAAGGAUGCCGCUCUGCGCCUUAUGAAGGUGAAUGGAGAUCUAGCUGAUAGCAACUUGAGGAAUGCCCUCAUUCUGGAGCAGGCGGGGCAGCUGUACUACACCUGUGCUGCUCCUAGGAAAGGCGCCUUCCAUCUUGUCCUGGCGGGUCAUACCUACAACAAGCUCGGCUUCAAGCGGCUUGCACUCUUCAGCUACCAAGCGGUGGUUGACUUGUACCUGGGAAAGGGUUGGUUCCACAUCUCUGAUCACUUUCACUUUACUAUGGCACGCCAAGCGAAUCGAUUGGGGCUGAAAGACGAGUCCCUCUCACACUUCCUCGAGCUCCUGAAUUCCUUUGCGGAUGCUGAUAAAAAGAUUGGUAUCCAGGCAGAGCGGGAGAAUACCUACAUUGAGGAGUUCCUUUAUGUGAUCAAGGAUUGGGUUCACAAGCGGUGUGGCGAAGGGGAGACCAAGACAAUUGACCUUCAGAUUCCUCGCAUUCAACCUGAAGUACGGGUUCGAUUGCUGGAUGAUGUGGAGUGCUCCAGAGAGGCCAUGUCUCCGAAGAACGGAGAUGAGGUUGCGGCAGCACCCUGGGAUGCUCUUGGAGAGAAGAUGCUGGGCAUCACCACAGAGGACCGCUUGGAAUUAAAUUGGCGACAAAGGUCAGAUCCCCGUAUUUUUGACACUUUGCGUCGAGUCACCACAGUUGGUGCCGAGGUGGUGGUAGAAGUUACCUUGACGAACCCUAUGAGGGUGAAGUGGGAGAUGGCCGCCGUCCGUUUGAGGGGUCAACUCCAGAGUACUGAUGGUGUCGCUGAGGAAGUGGUCUUCGCGUCUCAGGACGUGACGUUAGCUCCGCUGGAGUCAAGGACCAUCAAGCUCAUGGCUGUUCCACAGAAAGAGGGAUUGCUGCAGAUUCAGAGUGUCACAUGGAAUCUUUUCGAUUGCCGACAGGUGAUUUGUGAUCGCCCAUUCCAGCUUAAAGGACGGCGCCUUCGAAACACGCUGGAGCAACGCGCAUCCAAGAGUGGCGUCUAUAGUGGUGACUUGCGCUUGGAGCUCAAGGUUCGAUCGAAGAAGCCUCGUUUGUCCGCCCAACUUCAAGGCUUGCAGCUGAUCGAGCUGGAGGGUGUGACGCGAGUCCCUCGCUUGUUGCAAGGUGAACUUCACAAGUGCAGUUUGGUCAUCAGUACAGAAACGGAUUGCCCAUUGGCAUUUCUGCAUGUGGCGGCGUCCUAUCCCGGUGUUGCCCUCGAUGCUCCUGAAGGAUAUGAGGGGCUUGAGGUGGACUUCAGGGAAGAGGGCCUGCGACUACACGGCACUUUCCCUCGAGAGCUGCGGGUGCCGGUUCUGGUGUGCAUCAAUGCCAGUGGCUUGCAUUCUGUGCGGUUACUGGUAUUAGCGGAGGCUCUCGGUGAUGGACCCAAGAGCGAGCAAAGGCAAUGGAUCACCUUGGAGGAGCAGAUUCGCGUGGAGCCUGCCCUCUCCAUGACUGCAAGGCCGAGCCCCUCAUAUGCAGCAGAUGGCCGGAUUCUUUUCAGCUGCCAUUUGGAGAAUCGAGCUGCAGAAGCUCUUCAGGUGCAGCGUGUGCUGUGCUACUCUGGAAGCUCUGGAAGCUCUCAGCUUCCAUUCCAGGCGAGCUCCCAAGGCGGGGAGAUCGUGAUCCAGCCUGGCCAGAAUGCUCAACUUCUUUACACGCUCCAAUGGCCUUGUGAGCAGAUUCCCGCAGCACAGUCGACAAGGUCACGCCUGUUGCAAGCGAACCGUGCAGCGCACCUGGCGCUGAGUGCUGCCUCGAAGCGGAGCUCAAGACGCGAGAAGGAACCUUUGCAGAUGGCGCCUCCGGUUGAUUUGGUAGUUCAGUGGCGACAAGGAGAUCGUGCCGGCGAGGCUUGUGCUCUCCAGGUGCCACUGGAACGUCCUGAGGCUCCUCCAUGCCCAUUAGAUCUUCAUUUGCUAGCUCCAGAAGUUGCAGAGAUGGAAGCGGAUUUAAUGGUUCCCGUGACGGUCCGGAUUCGCAACGCGUCUUUGGCUGGUUCUGUUUCAUUCUACUUUGUAGCGGAGUCCACUGCAGACAUUGCCUGGAUUGGAUGUGAACGAUCAGAGAUCAUCAGUUUACCUCCAAACACCAGCCACUCUGCCACCCUCCAUGCGUACUUUGCACAACCAGGCGUCUACAACCUGAAUCGAUUUCGUCUUUUCGUAGUGGGCAUGCCUUCUGGCUCUGUCCCUGCGUCCGAGCAGGCUCCGCUGGCCUUUGCAGUGCCUUUUGAGCGGCUGCUCCACGUGACAGCGGGUGCCGAAAAGAUUCGAGGGUCCAUGAAGCAUGUUGAACAUGAGCGGCGUUUAGAUAUUUUGUGAUGGACAACUUGUCAAGUCUUGCUAUUGUGCUACACCCAACCAACACAGCAAAGUUAAACUUGUUGCUCUUACAGUUACAGUAAGGCU